This is a messenger RNA of Bufo gargarizans (Asiatic toad), 4316 nucleotides long. Its product is annotated as RAC-beta serine/threonine-protein kinase A. Gene Ontology annotation, molecular function: ATP binding; protein serine/threonine kinase activity. Bases 228 to 1685 code for a protein of 485 amino acids. The record is from RefSeq and is a predicted model, not a curated record. The transcript is spliced from 14 exons. NCBI's taxonomy places the organism in Eukaryota, Metazoa, Chordata, Amphibia, Anura, Bufonidae. Gene Ontology annotation, biological process: protein phosphorylation.
UGAGACUUUUUUUUCGUAGGUGUUUUUUUUUUCUCUCCCCGAGCGGAUGUAGGCGGAUGUUCUUGGCCUCCAUUCUCUGUAUCGCCGCAACUUUCGUAAGGAGUGAGACAUGAGAACGGGGAGCUGCGGGGUGAGCGGGGCCUGACUCUGGGAGAACCAGCACCUUCUGACCCGUGCCUUCUCCGAGAGCCGAUUGAUCUCGUCUGGGCCUCAGUCUUUCGAUCACUAUGAAUGAAGUAAUGGUGGUUAAGGAAGGCUGGCUUCAAAAAAGAGGUGAAUACAUAAAGACCUGGAGACCCAGAUAUUUCCUUCUGAAAAGUGAUGGAUCAUUUAUCGGCUAUAAGGAGAAGCCAGAUUCCUCAGAGCAAAGCCUGGUUCUCCCCCCGCUCAACAACUUCUCUGUAGGAGAAUGUCAGCUCAUGAAGACAGAGCGCCCCCGCCCCAACACCUUUGUCAUCCGUUGUUUGCAGUGGACUACAGUUAUCGAGCGCACUUUUCAUGUGGACACCCCGGAAGAAAGGGAGGAGUGGAUGAGGGCGAUCCAAACUGUAGCCAACAGCCUGAAGAACCAGGAGAAUGAGGAAGAGGAGGAGGCCAUGGACAUCAAGUGUGGUUCUCCUAGUGACACCCCAAGUACGGAUGAGAUGGAUAUAGCCAUGUCCAAGGGACGACCCAAAGUUACAAUGAAUGAUUUUGACUAUUUGAAACUGCUGGGAAAAGGAACAUUCGGAAAAGUGAUCCUGGUCCGAGAGAAAGCAACAGGUCGUUACUACGCUAUGAAGAUUUUACGGAAAGAUGUCAUAAUUGCUAAGGAUGAAGUGGCUCACACCGUUACCGAGAGCAGAGUCUUGCAGAACACAAGGCACCCCUUCCUAACAGCUUUGAAAUAUGCGUUCCAGACAAGUGACAGGCUUUGCUUCGUUAUGGAGUAUGCUAAUGGAGGAGAGCUGUUCUUUCACCUGUCUCGGGAACGAGUCUUUACGGAAGACAGAGCACGGUUUUAUGGUGCAGAGAUUGUGUCAGCCCUGGAAUAUCUCCACUCCAGGAACGUGGUGUACAGGGAUAUAAAGUUGGAGAAUCUCAUGCUGGACAAAGACGGUCAUGUGAAGAUCACAGAUUUUGGACUUUGCAAAGAGGGGAUCACAGAUGGGGCCACUAUGAGGACAUUUUGUGGCACCCCAGAGUACUUAGCUCCUGAGGUGUUGGAGGACAACGAUUAUGGCCGAGCUGUGGAUUGGUGGGGUUUGGGAGUGGUGAUGUAUGAAAUGAUGUGUGGGAGAUUACCGUUCUACAAUCAGGACCAUGAAAGACUUUUUGAGCUUAUCCUUAUGGAGGAAAUUCGCUUCCCUCGCACUCUAAGCCCCGAAGCAAAGUCUCUUCUGAGUGGCCUUCUUAAAAAGGAUCCUAAACAGAGGCUUGGAGGUGGCCCCACUGAUGCUCAAGAAGUGAAGGAUCACCGGUUCUUUGCUUCUAUCAACUGGCAAGAUGUGAAUCAGAGGAAGCUCACCCCACCCUUUAAGCCACAAGUCACCUCUGAAAUCGACACCAGAUAUUUUGACGAUGAAUUUACAGCUCAAUCCAUAACAGUAACGCCUCCAGACAGAUAUGAUAACCUGGAUGCCUUAGAAGCUGACCAGCGCGCCCACUUUCCCCAGUUCUCCUACUCGGCCAGCAUUCGGGAGUAAAUCCAAGAGACACACGAAGGGGGGGGGGAUUUUAAAGACUUUCUACUGAAAGAAAUUGGAGAUAAUCCUGUCCCUUUGUGAAACGGGGCAGUAACUGUGUAUUCGCCUACCGUCCCCAAAUCCUGAUUAAGAGACCAUUUUCUUUUUCAAAAUGUACUCAAAACAAACACACAAAAAAAAACAAAAAAUGACUAUUUGCUCUACAACAUGGACCGUCAUCGUGGAUUGAUAAUUUCUUCAUAUCUGUUUAAUUGCCUUUUACUGCUGGGGCGUAACCGGAUUGUAAGCCAUAGUGUUGAUGAGACACAGGAAAGCCAUCCCGAAGUCCUUAGCAGCUACUGCCUUCUCCUACAGGGGACCCGCUCGGCCACGAACGGCGUCCCGCCCUCAUAACGGUACCAUGAUUUUGUAGCUGUGCUCCACGGGUCUCCCUAUUUGUGCAUGUCGUGGUAGGGAAACGUAGGCUGUAGCGUGUCCAGGCGGUUAAGUGGGUCUUAUGGUGCUCUUUCCACUUGGUCGGUACAUGGAGCAAUCGUACUAACAUAUUCAAGCAUUUCCCUUCACGUUCUUGUACUCGUCCUCACCACAUCUUGUUUGUCUGCAGGUAAUUUCAUGGCCACUAGGCGGGGCUCUAGCGCACUGCCAUCACUUGUGUUACUGGCCUGAUCUUCUGUAAUUAGGGCGUGUACACCUUUAAGUACGGUGUGUAUGCCUUCCCGCUUUUCACGAGCAUGUAAGAGGCUUAGUUUCAAUAGCUGAAUGUAUUCAUGUUACUUCCCACCGACCCAACCCCCUUCCCCAUAAAAAAAAAAUGGAAUUUGGGGUCGACAGCAAUAAUUUUUGUUUUUAAUUUUGUGUAUGUGUUUGUAGCUCUUUAAGGAAAACAUUUAAUUUUUUCUUUUAUUUUUUUUCUUUUCUGUCAGCAGCGAUUUGACAAUGUAUCUUUCACCAUGUGGUAAGAAACAAGCAAACUCAUUGGUGGAGAGCUUUGUCAGACAUGUCCCACCUCAAAUAUUAAGGAAUGUACCAUUCAUCGGGAAUCCUUUAAAAACCAGGGGGGGGGGGGGGGAUUUGUUUACUAUAACCAGGAUUUUCCUGUAAAGAUUGUUCUUCUUUUUUUUUUUUUUUUUUUUUUUUUUUUUUUUUUAAACCGUACCAGACGAAUAAUACCUAAAAGCAGCAGUUUCAGGAGCAAUAAUUCAUUUCUUAACUUAGCGAAAGCUGAAUUUUGCUCUUAGGAAGGUAUCCUUUAAAGGGGCAGUCCCAUGCACCAGUUUGGAAAUGUUUUGCUAAUACUUAUUUAAUUUAGCUUGUGAAUGUACAAUUUUUUUGUGGGGGGGGGGGGGUGGGAGUUACGUUAAAGUUACGCUUGUAGGUAAAUUUUCAACAACUAAAAAAAUGAAGAAUAUGGAGCAUUGUUGAAAGAUGUUGAUGGUUCAGGCGUGGGACUGGCCCUUUAAACGUUAUGCUGUAUUUGCUGAAUGUCUCUAUUAUUUGAAAUGAUUUUUUUAGACAUUUGAAAUGAAAACAUUCAAUACUCACUGUCUUUUUUAUAUUUUAAUUUUUUUUUUCAGGCUAAAAAAACCAACCAGACUAUAUUUUAAUAAAUUUUUGUGGGUUUUUCGGUUAAUUCCGUUGGCUAAAGGAAUGCUUCAAUUAAAACUGUUGUGUUCAGUGCAGGGCCAGAGGAUGGGCGGAGCAUGACACAGGAGCCAAAGGACACAAAGGGAUUAAUCCCUGUCAUGCACCACCCACUCAAGUCCUGUACUGUCCAGAGCGUUCCUUAAAGGGGUUUACCAACUUUUUGGUAUUGAUAACGUGUCCUCCAGAUGGGUCAUCAUCAUAAGAUUAGUGGGGGGUUCAACAAUGGGUAUCGCCACCAAACAGCUGAUUAUGGCAGUGAACGUGCCUGCAUACUGCAGCUGAGCUCCCACUCAUGUAAAAGGGAGCCGAGCUACUGUAUGCCGACGCUCUCACCACAUGACUACACAGUUGACGGAGUCUUCUCCUUUUGGUCAUGUCCACUGUUUAGCUUCCAGCAGCUGCCCCAAACAGAUCAGUGGGGAUGCUGAAUGUUGGGCCCCUACCAAUCUGAUAUUAUCCAGAUAGGUCAUCGGUAUUGAAAAUCUGGAAUACCCCUGUGGUGGCUACAUGGCAACUUUCGGCCUGUGGCAGCAGUGCUCUAUUGCAGCACGGGCCGAAGUCGUUGAGUAGCCCCAACCUUUAGGCUAGGGCUACACAACGACAUUUGUCACACGACUGUGUGUGUCGCAGUAAUGUUGCGUGACAUCUUUUAGAAUGAUAGUCUAUGGUGUUGCACUGUGACACAACAGUCACAAAAAAAGCUUUCUAAGAUGGUUUUGUGCAAGUGUUGUCAGUUGCAGCACCAUAGACUAGCAUUAUAAAUAUGUUGGGUGACCCAUGUCAUCCUAGCCUUGCAGAGAUUAUCGGAGAUCACACAAAUGGGGGUCUCCCUCCCAUUAAACAGCUCCACCUGUGCAUGGCUUGUGUCUACAAGUGCAGUUCAGCCUCAUUUCAGUGAAUGCAGCUGAGAUGCAAACCAAAACUAAUCCUUGUGCAAAAACUGGCACCGAUCUGAGGAAAUAAAUAAAAAAAUUCGAUCUCUCUGAA